AUGUCACUUCCAUGGUCUCGCCGCGUCAUUCUGCUCGCCCUCCUGCUUCAUCAGACUGGACACGCCCUAUCCUUGGCUCCGAUCAGCUGGCGUGGCGGCCGAGCACUAUCAACGACCGUUCAGCCACGCCACGUGUCGCCUACACUGCUCGCAAAGAAGAAGGGCGGCGGAGGCAAGAAGAAGAAGGGCGGCAAGGGUGGCAAGCAGUCGGGCUUUGCGUGGGCGUCCUCGUUUGAGCUCAAGCCGUGGGAGAGCUCCGCGCUGCGCGAGAUUGCCGCGCUGUGGACGCUCCCUGUGGCCUGUGUGAUUGUCGGGCACCCGACCGAGGCAGCGAGCAGCGAUGCCCAGCUGCCGGCUGCCGAUGAUGCUGCGGAGGUGGCGGCGGCGGACAGCACGGCGGCGGCUUCGGAGGCCGUCUACGUCUAUGCCAACCUCGCUGCGAUCGAGGCGCUCGGCUUCGCAGACUGGCAGUCUGCAAUCGGCGCGCCGUCCGCCCUGCCGGAAGAGAUGUCUAAGAAGUACGAGUCAGGCUACAGCAAGAAGGCCGGCUUGAGGCCAGUGACUCUGCUGGACGCGUCGCGGUGGGUGCUCGAGAAGGCGGCGGUGGAGGGCGGCAAGCUCGUCACGUCGCGCGUCGGGCUGUGCUACGCGUGGAGCGAGUGGCAGGACGAGGACGGGUUUGUGUGCGAGCCGGGCGGGAAGCGGCGCACUCCCGACCCCACGCCGGAGGAGCUGGCGGCAGCCAUCGAGGAGAAGGGAGCAGAGGUGCGGCGCCUCAAGGAGGAGGAGGGGCUCGGCAACAAGGACCCGCAAGUGCAGGAGGCGGUGGCGGCGCUUUUGAGUCUCAAGGCUGCCGCCGAGGAGCUCGAAAAGAGCCCUGCCUAG
Molecule: messenger RNA, 885 nt
Organism: Emiliania huxleyi CCMP1516
Lineage: Eukaryota; Haptophyta; Isochrysidales; Noelaerhabdaceae
Exons: 2
Coding region: 1-885 (294 amino acids)
Biological process (GO): tRNA aminoacylation for protein translation
Molecular function (GO): aminoacyl-tRNA ligase activity; ATP binding
Source: RefSeq, a predicted model, not a curated record